Talpa occidentalis (Iberian mole) is the source of this 2715-nucleotide messenger RNA. RefSeq names its product sodium channel and clathrin linker 1 (gene SCLT1). The transcript is spliced from 23 exons. The coding region runs from base 1 to 2715 and encodes 904 amino acids. Gene Ontology annotation, cellular component: centriole. Gene Ontology annotation, biological process: clustering of voltage-gated sodium channels; cilium assembly. NCBI's taxonomy places the organism in Eukaryota, Metazoa, Chordata, Mammalia, Eulipotyphla, Talpidae. The record is from RefSeq and is a predicted model, not a curated record.
AUGACUGUGUAUCCAGCCGGCCAUCCCGUGCUGCACUCCUCAGAGUGGACCGUAUGUCGUGAGUUUUUGUACCGAGAUUCUCCCCGCUCGGCGCCGGCCGGGCAGCGCGGGGUCCGGGCCGCGGGCGACGGGGCCCGGGAGCGGCGCUCGGGAGGCGGCCGCCGGGCUCGCGGAGGGGGCGGGCGGCCGCUGCGGUCACCUCCGCCGGCGCUCCCGGCCGCCGGCCCGGGCGGGCCUCGAAGCCGGGCCGCGGUCACCCGGGCGCAGCGGCCUCGGGAGUCCCCACGGCCGGCCCCGGGCCGGAGCCGCGCCGCGCGCCCCUCCCGCCAGCGCCGGCGCGUCCCCAGCGCGGCCUCGGAGCAGCGACAGCCUCGCGGAACCUUCCGCGCGCGGGAUCCGCGGCGCCCGGAGCCGAGCGGGGAGCACCGGUCCGUCCCGGAAACCUUCCGGCCGGCCGGCCUGGCGCGCCUGGCCCCGCCCCCUACGCCGAGAGCGCCUGGCGCGGGCUCUCCCCCGCGGAGGACUCGGGGUCCAGCUCCCCGGGCACUCGGGCUGGAGCGGCCGGGCACGGGUUUCAAAGUGGCGGGGCGGGCCGCGCGGACACCCGCCGCCCCGCGCCCCGAGCGGAUCGGACGGGCACCGAGGGCCCCGGGCGCGGACAUGGACCUGCUGAGAGACGAGAAUCUAAGAUUAAAUGAAGUUUUUAGAUGGUACCCAAUGGAAAAUUCUACCAAAUAUUCCUCAGUACAGAGAGCUGCCUUUGGGGGGCAUGGAGGUGACCCACUAGAAGACACAGCAGCUGGCCAAAGCACUUUAUCUCCUCUUCUGGCUGAGUACGAGAAGCACAUGGAAGAGCUAAGUGGGCAGCUGAAAUUGUCUCAGAGACAGAUGGGUGAAAUGAAACUACAACUUGAAAAUGUCAUCAAAGAGAAUGAAAGGCUGCACUGUGAGCUAAAAGAUGCUGUUGAAAAGCAGUUGGAGGCACUGCCCUUCGACACAGAGAUAGAAAGUGAUAUGUGCGCAGAUGGUGAAACAGUCAGGAACCUUCAAGAACAGUUACAGCUGUCCCAGCAGGAAAAAGCUCAGGCCGUGGAGCUGUGGCAGGCUGCCUCCCAGCAGCUGGAAAGGCUGCAGAAGCUUUACCAAGAGCAUGUGACCGAGGCCCACAUCCAUGUGGCUGAAAGUCAGAAGCAAAAGGAUCAGCUGACCAGCUUCCAGCAUCUCACCAGGCACCUUCACGUUGCUCACGAGAACGUGGAAAUGACUAACCAGCACUUUCUGAAAGCCAUCACCGAACAAAACGUGGAACUCGAGCAGCUCCGAAAGCAACUUAGGCAAGCCAAGUUAGACCUGAGAGUUGCAGCAGCCAAAGUGGAAGAAUUAACCAGACUGACUGGGGAGCUCCAGGGACAGAUGCAGAGGAAGGAGGAGGUCGUGGCGUCUGCCCAGGGGAGAGAGGAGGCCUCAGACCGGCGUGCCCAGCAGCUGCAGACCAGCAUCAAGCAGCUGGAGUCCAGACUGUGCGUGGCAACCCAAGAGGCCAGCCAGCUGAGGACAGAAAAAGCACGUUUGGAAAAACAGACCAAAGAGUUACAAGCAAAGUGCACGGAAUUAGAAAAUGAGAAAUACGAAGCUGUUGUGAGAGCCAGAAAUAGCCUGCAGCUCUUAGAAGACGCCAACCUCCUGAAGAGCCAGGCUCUUUUUGAAGAGAAGCAGAAAGAAGAAGACAUAGAGAACAUGAGAAAAUCGGUUUCUCGGCUCCUGCAAGAUGCUGCCUUAAGAACCAGGAAGGAAGUUACAAACACAAGAAAACAGUACGUUGUACAGAUCUCUCGGCUAACAGAAGAACUCUCAGCCCUUCAGCUGGAGUGUGCCGAAAAGCAGAGCCAAAUUGAACGAAUCGUGAGGGAGAAGAAAGCAGUGGAAGAAGAACUAGACAAGGUGCACCGGGAGGGCCGAGGAGGCGAGGGCGAGCACAGGACGCUGGAGGAGGCGCAGCGGCGGUGCCUGGCCGCGGAGCGCGCGCGGGACGAGCUGCAGCUGGGCCUCAGGACGGCGGAGAGCAGGCUGCGGCAGCGCGAGCUCAGGUCCUCGGAAGAGCUGUCGCGCUGCCAAGAAAUGAUUCAGAAGCUUCAGGAUGCACUGGAGGCCGAGAGAGAGAGCUGUGGAUCGGUCAGUGAGCAAAGACUGAAACUUCAGCAGGAAAAUGAGCAGUUGCAGCGAGAGACUGAGGAGUUAAGGAAGGUUGCUCUCGAGGCUCAAAAAAAAGCGAAAUUAAAGAUCAGCACGAUGGAACACGAGUUCUCCAUCAAGGAACGUGGGUUUGAAGUUCAGCUGCGAGAGAUGGAGGACAGCAGCCGGAAUUCCACGGUGGAGCUGAGGCACCUCCUGGCCACGCAGCAGAAGACCGCCAGCCGGUGGCGAGAAGAAGCGAGGAAGGUCGCAGAGAGUGCGGAAGUCAGGAUCAGCAGCCUGAAGAGUGAGCUGAGUCGACAGAAACUCCGCACCCAGGAGCUGCUUUCUCAGCUGGAAAUGGCGAGCGAGAAGGCGGCCGAGAGCGAGAAGCUGAUUCUAGAGCAUCAGGAGAAAGCCAGCAGGCUGCAGCGGCGGCUAAGCCAGGCAGAGCAGAGAGCCGCCUCGGCCGUCCAGCAGCUCAGCGCGGCCGCGGUGCAGCGGAGGAGAGCCGCGUCCAGGGUGGAUCUGGAGGGCACCUGA